AUCCGAUCCGUGCCGCCGCAGGGAGUGUGUCAAGUUACAGAGGCGCCGGAAUCGGCCCCAGCGCUCCUCGCCAGCCGCCACGACCCACCUCUGCCCAUGGGGCCCUCCAUGUGCGCCCCUUAGCCCGGGGACUGAAACUGACUGGCCCGGGAGACACGAGGCGCCCAGAAGGACUGACAGCGCGGCACCAACUGCUCUGCAGACACUUGAAGGGAAAGACUGGGCGGAGAGAAGGAGAGCCGGUCAGAUUCCCCUAACUUUCCUGGACUUGGAACGUUCUUCGAAAUAACUUUUUUCUCACCUAGGUGUACCCCAAUUACCGCUGGUUGUGCUUUUUCGGCACUUCCCCUCCUACGGCUAAUUUUUCCGUCCUCUUUGCCGGGAGCAACGGAAAGGGACGUUUUCCAGCGAUACAAGCCCUUUCCCCCUGCCCCGCAGUUUGGAUAGAGCCUUUUGGCAGCGGCUCUCGCCUUUAUUUAUUCUAUUUAUUUAUUUAUUGGUUCUCAAGACGCGAGAGGAUGGUAGCGGAGCGCACCCACAAAGCGGCAGCCACCGGUGCCCACGGCCCUGGGGAGUUGGGCGCGCCCGGGACGGUGGCUCUGGCGGCGGCGCGGGCGGAGCGCGGCGCACGGCUGCCGAGUCCAGGGUCGUGUGGGCUGCUGGCCCUGGCCCUCUGCUCACUGGCACUCAGCCUGCUCGCCCACUUUCGGACGGCGGAGCUGCAGGCCCGGGUGCUGCGCCUGGAAGCGGAGCGCGGGGAGCAGCAAAUGGAGACGGCUAUUUUGGGACGAGUCAAUCAACUGCUGGACGAGAAAUGGAAGCUCCACUCAAGGAGGCGCCGGGAGGCCCCAAAGACAUCUCCAGGAUGUAACUGCCCACCAGGACCUCCUGGUCCCACUGGAAGACCCGGACUCCCAGGAGUAAAGGGCCAACCAGGCGAGAAGCUCCUUCCCUUUGGCUCCUUUCUUUCCCGCUCCUCUUCUCCAUACCUCCCUGCCCCUCGCUCCCUCUCCCCCUUCCUCUCUCCCCGCAGGGGUCCCCCGGAGACGCUGGGCUGUCCAUCAUUGGUCCCCGCGGCCCCCCUGGUCAACCAGGCACUAGAGGUUUCCCUGGAUUUCCGGGUCCCAUUGGGCUGGACGGCAAACCGGGCCACCCGGGACCAAAGGGCGACAUGGGUCUGACGGGUCCCCCAGGACAGCCGGGACCCCAGGGACAAAAAGGAGAAAAGGGUCAGUGUGGAGAGUACCCACACCGGCUGCUGCCUCUCCUCAAUUCAGUGCGACUGGCUCCACCCCCGGUCAUAAAAAGGCGGACAUUCCAGGGUGAGCAGAGCCAGGCCAGCAUCCAAGGUCCACCAGGGCCCCCAGGACCCCCUGGACCAAGUGGACCUCUGGGGCACCCAGGACUGCCAGGGCCUAUGGGGCCACCCGGCUUACCUGGGCCUCCUGGACCAAAGGGAGACCCAGGAAUCCAGGGCUACCACGGCCGGAAGGGAGAACGGGGCAUGCCAGGGAUGCCAGGCAAGCAUGGAGCCAAGGGGGCUCCCGGAAUUGCCGUGGCUGGGAUGAAGGGUGAGCCAGGGAUCCCAGGAACCAAGGGUGAGAAGGGGGCUGAAGGCUCCCCUGGGCUUCCUGGCCUCCUGGGACAGAAGGGAGAGAAAGGUGAUGCUGGCAACUCCAUUGGAGGAGGCAGAGGGGAACCUGGCCCUCCAGGGCUCCCUGGGCCCCCAGGGCCAAAGGGAGAAGCAGGUGUCGAUGGCCAGGUUGGCCCCCCAGGGCGGCAAGGAGACAAGGGGGAGCCUGGAGCAGCUGGAGAACAGGGACCAGCUGGCCCCAAGGGCUCCAAGGGAGAACCAGGAAAAGGAGAGAUGGUGGAUUACAAUGGAAACAUCAAUGAGGCUCUCCAGGAGAUCCGGACGCUGGCCUUGAUGGGGCCUCCUGGUCUUCCUGGGCAAAUUGGCCCACCCGGAGCUCCAGGGAUUCCAGGACAGAAGGGGGAGAUUGGACUGCCAGGCCCUCCAGGACACCAUGGGGAAAAGGGACCUCGUGGUAAACCAGGAGACAUGGGCCCUCCUGGUCCCCAAGGCCCCCCAGGAAAGGAUGGACCUCCAGGAAUGAAGGGAGAAAACGGGCACCCAGGGAGCCCAGGAGAGAAGGGGGAGAAAGGGGAGACAGGACAAGCAGGCUCACCGGUUCCUGGGCUGCCAGGGCCAGAGGGGCCUCCCGGACCUCCGGGGCUCCAAGGUGUUCCUGGACCAAAGGGGGAAGCAGGACUAGAUGGAGCAAAAGGAGAGAAAGGCGUCCAGGGAGAAAAAGGAGACCGUGGUCCCCUGGGACUACCCGGUACUCCAGGACCAAUUGGAGUUCCAGGCCCAGCGGGACCAAAGGGCGAGAGGGGCAGCAAAGGAGACCCUGGGAUGACAGGACCAACGGGAGCAGCUGGGCUUCCUGGUUUACACGGACCACCUGGGGACAAGGGAAACCGGGGACACCGAGGUUUUAAAGGAGAGAAAGGGGAGCCGGGGUUACCAGGGCUGGACGGACUGGAUGCCCCAUGCCCAUUGGGCGAAGAUGGCUUACCAGUCCAAGGCUGCUGGAACAAGUGAUGCCUCUAACCUUGGAUUGGCCUGUGUGUGUUUGUACAUAGAAUAUUUAUUUUUAUACAGUUUUCACUUUUUGAAAAUGCCAGAAGUAUGAUGCAUCUUACAGAUUAUUAAAAAAGAAAGAAAAACCUGCAUAUUUUGUACAGAAAAUAUCAACCUCUUCCCUUUUGUUUACAAGAUGUUUUGUAUAAGCCCAUGUCUCUAAUACAUUUUUUGUUUGGUCAUAAUGUCUGCAUGAUAUUUGUGCACACUUAUUAAGUAUCAAAGCUUAAUAAAUUACUGUGUCCUGGUGCCAAAGGGGGCCAGCCAGAACUGAGGUGCUGGCUAGCUCACAUGUGAAUUCACAUAAAUGUAGAGGUCCAUGAUAUUUGCUAAGCUAGGUGUGUCUAAGAAUAUUUUAAACCCUUAUGGAUUUUCAUUAUUAAAAAUGAAACAUGGCAA
Molecule: messenger RNA, 3043 nt
Organism: Nomascus leucogenys (northern white-cheeked gibbon)
Lineage: Eukaryota; Metazoa; Chordata; Mammalia; Primates; Hylobatidae
Gene: COL13A1
Product: collagen type XIII alpha 1 chain
Exons: 37
Coding region: 1172-2605 (477 amino acids)
Source: RefSeq, a predicted model, not a curated record